Messenger RNA from Aspergillus homomorphus CBS 101889, 738 nucleotides. RefSeq lists its product as uncharacterized. NCBI's taxonomy places the organism in Eukaryota, Fungi, Ascomycota, Eurotiomycetes, Eurotiales, Aspergillaceae. The transcript has 2 exons. Bases 1 to 738 code for a protein of 245 amino acids. The record is from RefSeq and is a predicted model, not a curated record.
AUGCCCGUGGUCCAGUUUGACUGGUUAGACCCGUCGACCUGGAAGGCGCUGUGCGAAUAUGACUUUCCUGGCGGCGAGACUUUCUCGGCCGUUUACCUGAUGGAGCCGCUGGUGGCCGAGUCGUGGGUGCCGAUGAAUGCAUUUAUCGAUUACGCCCAGCAGGACCACCGAGUCAGUCGGUUUGUCCUCGUGGCGGGCAGCUCGGCGGAUCCUUCGCGACCCGGCAUGGGGCAAGUAUGGCAACACUUGCUCGACCUGGGGUCGAUUACUGUGUGCUGCGACCGAGUUGAGAAUCUCGCCGAGGAAGGCCCGGCGACCCUGAUCCGAGAGCAGGGAAAAAAUUAUACCGCAUGCGGAGAGGGCAAGAUCCCCUUCGUCAGCGGGAUCGAUAUCGCAGCGGUGACAUUCCACGCGCUGACGAGCCCGGCGUCCCCGAACUGUGAUUAUCGGGUUUUGGGGCCGGAGCUGCUGACGUACGAUGAGGUGGCGUCCAAACUCACUGCGGCUCUCAGGCGACCCGUCAAGCACGUCUGUCUGUCGGGCGAGGAGCGCUACCAAGCGUUAGUCCAUGCGGGCUGCUCGGACUAUUAUGCGCGCUUCCUCGUCAACCUGGAAACAGCCGCCGCCACGGGAUUCGAGACGCGCAUGAAUGCCACCGUGGAGGAGGUGAUCGGCAGGCCGCCGAGGACGCUGGAAUUGUUUGCUUCGGAGCACCGAAGCGUGUGGUACGCGGACUAA